CAAACCGGUCUUGACUGCUGCAGACAUGCUCAAACUGCUCUCACCUCGCCUUUCCCUUCCUUGUACCUACAACUGCUACCAUUCUCCUUCGUCAAGUAUUAGGCUUAGGGUUUCCCGUCCAGCAGGUUCGAGGUUUAGGGUUUUAUAUCGGCAUUUUUCGGAACCAAUGAGCAGCUCUACCGUAGAUGCAGUAGGAGAGCCCAGUUCUAUUGCUUCCGAUUCAGGAAAUGCCGUCGGAAACACCCCAGAAGCUGACGUUCUAGUUCAGUAUAUCAUUCUCCGUCGAGAUCUAAUUGAUUCAUGGCCACUUGGAAGCAUCGUCACGCAAGGCUGUCAUGCUUCUGUAUCGGCGAUCUGGAGUCACAAGGACGACGCCCAUACCCUCGAUUACUGCAGCCUUGAGAAUAUCAAUUCCAUGCACAAGGUUACGCUGGAGGUCAAAGGAGAACCCCAGAUCUUGAACUUAUCAGAAAAACUUACAGCUGCUGGCAUUGCUCAUAAACUAUGGAUUGAACAACCUGAAAAUUUUCCCACUUGUCUUGCUACAAAGCCAUAUCCCAAGUCUAUAGUUUCAUCAUUCUUCAAGAAGUUGAAACUCUGUAAGUGAGAAUUUUCAGGUUGCAUCAACGGCAUUACAUCAAGUGAUAUUGAUUGAUGAGAGAUGAGGAUCCCCAAAGAUAUAUGUAGAAAUAUUUUCCUACUUAAUGAUUUAAUCCCUCUGCA
This is a messenger RNA of Telopea speciosissima, 723 nucleotides long. RefSeq names its product putative peptidyl-tRNA hydrolase PTRHD1. Lineage: Eukaryota; Viridiplantae; Streptophyta; Magnoliopsida; Proteales; Proteaceae. The transcript has 2 exons. Bases 26 to 607 code for a protein of 193 amino acids. The record is from RefSeq and is a predicted model, not a curated record. Gene Ontology annotation, molecular function: peptidyl-tRNA hydrolase activity.